Messenger RNA from Penicillium verrucosum, 1488 nucleotides. RefSeq names its product NAD(P)/FAD-dependent oxidoreductase. The record is from RefSeq and is a predicted model, not a curated record. Bases 1 to 1488 code for a protein of 495 amino acids. The transcript has 7 exons. Gene Ontology annotation, molecular function: sarcosine oxidase activity; flavin adenine dinucleotide binding. Lineage: Eukaryota; Fungi; Ascomycota; Eurotiomycetes; Eurotiales; Aspergillaceae.
AUGACAGAUUCCAAGUCAGUCGCUGUUAUUGGAGCGGGCAUAUUUGGUCUUUCACUGGCGAUUGCCCUGCGAGAUCGAAAUUACGAAGUGACUGUCUUUGAUCGAAGUCAGUACGAUGAAAAUGGAUACGACCCAACAGCCGACGACGUACAAGCUGCAUCCGCCGAUCACAACAAAAUCUUCCGCGCGUCAUAUGGGAAAGAGAUUCACUAUCAGCGUCUCGCACUGGAAAGCCGAAAAGCGUGGCUCUUGGAGGACGAAAAGCGUGGAUCAACCGAACAAGACGACGGUAGAGAUGUUGGACUUUUCGUUAAUAGCGGAAUGCUCCGUAUACAGCCCCUUGACCACUUGGCUGCCCUAGAGAAGGAGACUCUAGCUAACAUGCGGCGCGAUGGUCUGCGAGACACGCAGUUCGUCAAGAGUGACCCCGCAGACUGCGAACGGGCUGAUAAGCUGGGCUGGAAAGACAAGAUUCUCAAUUUCCACAUCCCAGAUUCUGAAAGCACUUAUGAGGCGGUACUUGACUCCCUGGCUGGAUUUCUGAGGUGCAGUAAUGCCUGUGCUCAUUACCAAAAAGUGGCCGCCGACAAGGGCGUGAAAUUUCAUCUAGGGCCACAGGAGGGAGCCGUUGAUCACUUGGUUAAAGUGAAAAGCAACCUCGAGCCAAGCAAAGAUAAAGUGACAGGUUUGAAGACCAAGGAUGGUGUUGUUCAUGAUGCAGAUGCCGUUGUUGUGGCUGGUAAGUCGCGAGAGACCCCGUUCUCCCCAUCUGCUUUUACUCACAAUUUCGAAGCCGGAUCAUUUUCGACACAAAUACUUCCUGAAUUGAGCUAUCACCUCGAAUCCUCAGCAGGCAGCCUUGGAACCUUUAAGAUAGACAAGAGAAACACCGAGCUAUGGGACAAGUACUCACCGGAACGAUUUCCCGUCAUGACCUGGAAGAGUACACCACGAGACACUUCCGGAAAGGACACAGGGAGUAUCUACGUUCUACCAAGAACUCCGGAAGGCCUCGUCAAGAUUGGAUACCGUGGAAUAAAGUGGACCAACUUCCAACCAGCGCCGCAAGAUACCCCGUUCACCCAGGAUGGUCAAUGGUCGGUGCCUCUUCCAGCGGAGGAGUGCUCACUACUUCCAGAGCCAGCCUUGUAUGCCAUUAAGCAAUUUGUGUCUAUCUUCCUGCCUGAGUUCGAGAAUACGCCCUUUUUCUCCACAAAACUUUGCUGGUACACUGACUCGCUGGAUAAUUCGUUCGUGAUCGAUCAUGUCCCAACUUAUGCAGAGAAAUCUGUCUUCGUUUGUACCGGGGGUAGUGGCCAUGGUGCAAAGUUCCUACCGGUCCUGGGAAAGCAUGCGGCGGAAAUAUUCGAGAAUGGUGAUCACAGCACAUCCUUCAUGCGCUCAUUCUGGCGCUGGCGUCCUGAUGCGCCUAGAAGAAACGGGUUGGAAGAGGGCCCCGGUGGACCACGAGAUAUUUCGCACAAUUAA